CGUUAGUCUCGGAGUGCGCGCGCGGCGGUGGCGACCAUUGGAGCUGCUUGGUUCAAUCUGUGAUGUAUAAUCGAGUUUUGGAGAAUGGAGCCUAUAAUAAACUCUAAAUUGUCAUUUAUACAACCACAAGGAGCUGUGAAUGAUGAACAGGAUAUACCUGUUGCAGAGGAUUUUCAAGAAAUUAGAAAGGAUUUGAUUGUUGAACUUUGCCAGGAAGUAAACAAAAAUACAUCACAUACUGUUCAGCAAAAAUGUUUGGGUUCAAAGGAUCAUAUGUGUGUUCAUCUUCGUAUCAGACCUUUUACGGAAGCUGAAGUUGCACAAAAUGAAUCUCAGAACUGUGUAUCGAUAGAAAACUCGACUAGUGUGAUCCUAAAGCCACCACGAAUUUCCUUGGGUUCCAGAUGCAGCGAUCGAGGAAUUGGCCAAUUCGCUCAAUGCUUUUCAUUUACACAUGUAUAUGGUCCGGAAACCAAGCAGGAAGAAGUGUUUGGAGCAGUAAAACCACUUAUUAAGGAAGUUCUGAAUGGCCAAAAUGCUUUAGUUUUUACUUAUGGUGUUACCAAUGCAGGAAAAACGUACACAUUUCAAGGACCAGAUCAUGAUAUGGGGAUCGUGCCACGGUCAUUGAGUGUUCUAUUCAAGAGUAUUGAAGGAAAGAUUUGUAAAAAUAUUAAUAUCAAGCCACAGAGAUGCACAGACCUCGGUAGAUUAACAGAAAUGCAAGUGAAAGAGGAGGAAGCUUUCAAAAAAUCACUUCUUCAACUGUUUAGAGAGAGUGGUUCAUGCAAUGGGAGUAGUCAGCUUAGCUCACUAGAUUCUUCAGAAGUAGGAAGUUCGCUAAAGUCGCUUACUACCUUAGGUGAUUUUGCUGAACCAGUUGCUGUUGAUGUACCAGAAAGGAUUACAUUUUCUGUCUGGGUUUCAUUUUGUGAAAUAUACAAUGAAACUCUUUAUGAUUUACUUGAUCUGGUACCGUAUAAAUGUCAGAAAAGACAAGUACUUCGAUUUGCACAAGAUGCAAAAGGCAACACUUAUGUGAAAGAUCUGAGGUGGAUUCAAGUUUCAAAUGCAGAAGAGGCAUACAAAAUAUUAAAACAAGGCAGAAAACAGCAAAACAUUGCUUCCACAAAAAUCAACAAUCUUUCAAGUAGAAGCCAUUGUACUUUCUCAAUAAGAAUUUUGCAUGUCUUAGAUGGUGGUCCUCAUGUUACCAGAGUCACUGAGUUGUCUCUUUGUGACCUUGCGGGAUCAGAGAGGAAUACAAAAACAAAGAAUGAUGGGGAAAGAUUGAAAGAGGCUGGAAACAUUAACACUUCUUUGUUAAUACUUGGAAAAUGUAUCAAUGCGUUGAGACAUAAUCAAAUUUCAAAGACGCACAAUCAUGUUCCAUUUCGGGAAAGUAAGCUUACUCGCUACUUCCAGGGGUAUUUCUGUGGGAGAGGAAAAGUUUGUAUGAUCGUUAAUAUCAAUCAAUGUGCUUCAAUGUAUGAUGAGACACUUAAUGUAUUGAAGUUUUCUGCAAUGGCACAAAAGGUUCUUCUCAAUGGUACAAGGCUUCAUCCUGCACUUUUGGUUCCAAAGCGAUCAGCUCGGGAUCUUUCGUUGAUAAUUAACAAUGCUGAAAGUGAAUCCUUGUCGUUUGAAAAAAGGCAAACUAUGUCUUGGGAUGCUACUUUGGAGGAUGUUGCUGAAGUGGAGGAAGGGGAUACUGACACAGUUCAUGCAAAUAAACAGGAGGAGGAAGAGGAGGAGGAGGAGGAUGAGGAUGAAGAGGAUGAGGAUGAAGAGGAAGAUGAGACAAUAGUAAUAAGAAAAAACAACUAUGAGAAGUUACUCCUUUGUAUACAAGAUCUGAAAAACAAGCUAAUUGAAGAAAAAAAAGAAAAAGUGAUCCUAGAAAAGAACAUCCGGGAAGAAGUUCAUCAGGAAAUGGAAAAAUUCAUGUCUCAGUUUGAAAACUACUUAAGAGAAAAGGAAGAAAAUUGGUUAACUGCGGACAGAAUUGAAAAGCGCAAUGCAAUCUUUCAAAAUCUGGUCAAGGCAUGUGUAGCUAUUGAUCAGAAUGAAGAUUCUGUUACAGAAGGCCAUGCUGAACCAGAUGGCAGUCAGGAGAGUUUGGCUAAAACUAACGUUGUAAAAUGCAUCAAGUUGUUGGAACCCGAUGUAGCUGACAUUAAGAAACAAGCUGAAAUGAUUCAUCACCAUUUAGCAACUGCUCCAGAACCUCAGGAGGCAAUUACACUUCUGGAAACUAAUUUGGCUUGUAUCACCCAAAAGCUUAACCAAGCACAAGAAACACUGGAGAAGAAAACUUGUGAAUUAGAUGCGCUUGAGAAAUUGACUGAAGAGGCAAAAUUGAAGGAAGCAUAUAAGAAUGAAGAGAUCCAAAGUUUGAAAAACUAUUUGAAGAUCAAGGAUGCUGAUCUGAAUAAAAUGAGAAAUCUGCUUGCAAGUUAUGAAGAAAGAAUUGAAAAUUACGAUACAACAAUUGAAAACAUUCAAGGAAUGUUGGAAACGCAUAGUACCCAAGAUAUGAGCCCAGAACCAGUGAAAAAUACUUCAACUACUAGUAGAAAACGUAACUUUGAAAGUUCCUAUGAAAAGAAAGACCAGCCACCUUCCAAGAAAGGUCCAGAUUACAAAGACUGUAUAAAUGUGAAGACUCUAGAAGAGAAAGCUAAAGAAAUAAAAAAGGAACUACUUCAUAAAGAGAGGACAUUAAUGACAUUAAAAGGAGAUAUAAAGUCUUUAGAUAAACAGUUGACUUUAGCAAAAGAGGAACUCCACAAUGAGCAAACCUCCAGAGAAGGGCUGAACAAACAGGUUGAAAUGUUUCAAUUGAAGCUUGCUUCUUCAGCUGAGAACAUUCUGAAACUAACUGAAGAAAAUGAAAAUCUGCGUUCAAGUUACGAUAAAUUGAUGUGGAAGUUCAAAUCUGAGAAGGAUUUGAAUGAACAACAUUUAGAUAAAAUUAAACAGCUCCAACUUGAGAUAGAGUCAGGUAGGCAUGAAAUAGCACAAAGAGAACUGCAAAAUAAAACUUUGGAAGAUAAAAUAAGCAAGUUAAAUGAUUUCCAGAAGGAAUCAGAAUUGUGUGCUAAAGGUCUGAAAAGCAUCAAUGAUUUCCUGGAAAGGGCAGGUGGAGAGUCUCUGAAGAAAAUGAGUGAAUUUGAAUCGCUACACAAUCAAGUAUCUGUACUUAGGCAUGAACUAGAUACAUCAAAAGAUGUGGUGCAGAAACGAGAUAGUGGUCACUUUCGUAAGACAGUUGAAAUGCUGCAGAAGGAGUGUGAGCAUAUCAUAAAGAUUUCAUGCCAAAAAACCCAGCAAAUUUGGGAACUAGAAGUAAGUAUUGAAGCCUUGAAAAAACAAAAGGCAAAUCUGCAAACUGAAUGUACUGAAUUAAAAAUAAAUGCUGCUUCAGCUCAGAAUUUGCUUAAAGAAAGAGAUGCUCACAUUCAGCUUUGGAAAACCAAGUUUGAAGAAACUGAAAGUAAAAUACAAACCUUAAUACAAAACAAAGAAAAUAUCGCAGAACUUCAGAAAGAAAUUGAAGAUUACCAACAUAAGAUAAAAGCUCAAGAGUUAAAAAUCUUAAAAAGUGAAGAUAAUUUAACUAGAUGUGAAGAACAACUGAAAGAGAAAGAUAACGUCAUUGCAAAUUUGCAACAAGCAGAAAAGAAAUUUCAUGACUUGGAAAAAUGUGUAAGUGACUUGAAACUGCAGGAAAUUAGAUUUAAGGAAAAAGUCAAUCAGUCCCAAAAUGAUUGGCAUGUUUUAAAGGAAAUCUUAUCCAAGAAAGAAGAAGAACUGGAAACUAACCGUUUAACAUUUGUUCGUUUGACAGCUGACCUGCAGAAGAAAGGUGAAGAAUACAGUGAUCUCAAGGAAAAAUAUGCAGACGCCAAGAAACAGAUGCAACAGGUAGAGAAGGAGAUUUCUAAAAUACGUGAAGAAGAAAGAUCUCUGAGAAACAAAGUUCAGGAACUUGAGAGAAUGAAGAAUCAAAUGACUCAGGAGCUUGAGGCUAAAGAACGGAUGAUCCACCAGAUUAGGAAGGCAUGUCAUAAUGAAGCAGACUGCAGAAAGAAGAUAGAAAUGUUAACCAUCUCUUUGGAUGAAAAAGAGACUGCUUUAAAAAAAUUGGGAAAGAACUUGGAAGAGAGUAACAGCUUACACCAAGUGAAAGAACAACAGGGCUUAAAAGAAAAUCAAGCAACCCAAGAUUCUUGCAUCAUGUUAACUGAUACCAAAGCAGAAGAAGCUGUACGUCUUUUGCAAACUGCUUCCAAAGAACUUCAGAUAAAAGAACAAAUAAUUCAAGAUAUGAAAACUGCAUUAACUGAGCAAGAUCAAACCCAAGCUGAGCAAGAUGAAGUUCUUGAGGCCAAGUUGAAAGAGAUUGAAGAGCUGAAUGCAGAAUUGGAGAAGUGGAUAAAAUAUGCCAAAAAAUUUGAGAGCAAGUGUAAUGCACUUGAACACAGCCAGUCAUUGAAAAAUGCGAGUGGAGUUCACCAAAAAGAAAUUGAAGAUUUAAAGCAGCAGUUGGUGGAAUUGGAAGAUGAGCAGAAAUGUAAUCGGAAGAAAUGGAUGGAUGAGAAAAUGAUUCUUAUUAAACAAGCAAAGGAAGCUGAAGAUCGGCGCAACAAGGAGAUGAAAAAAUGGGCAGAAGAAAGAGAGCAUUAUUCAAAAUUACAAUUAGAAAUGGAGAGACUUGCAUCUGAGAUCAUCGAGAAGGAUCAGGAUCUACAGAAAUGGCGAAAAGAGAGGGACAGCUUGGUAAAGGAGCUGGAAGUGAAACUUGGAGAUCUUAUAACCAGUAGUAAAGAAAAAGAUGAAGAAAUAGAAAGACUCAAGGCUUCCUUAAGACAGAACCUAGGAGAGUUGGAAACUGUCCUAGAUUCUUCAGAAGUCUCGACAGACAGUGGAGAUAAAACAAGUCGGUUUCCAAAGCCCCAGUUGGAGAUUCAGUUCACACCUCUUCAACCAAACAAAAUUUCAGUGAAAGAGUCAAGUGGCAAUUUGAUCACAAUGAAAGUACCCAAAUCUACCAGAAAAAGAAAAAGCUCUGCCCUGGAAGAGAAGAUUGAUUGUGAAAACUUGAAAAAUGCAAUUGUUUCUAGAAGGGUAUGCAACACUCCCCUGACUUCUCUUGCUGACACCAGCAUGGCAGAAGAGAAUGUGAAAAGUACAGCUGGUCGACUAAGAAAACAAGCCUCGAUAUCAAGUUUUGGGUCACGCCAAAAGAAAGAUGGAACACUGCAGAAAAUUGGAGAUUUAUUGCAAAGUUCCCCAACAAUUCUACAGAACAAAGCCAAAAAGUUAAUGGAAACAUUAAAUUCCCCCAAGCAUCCAGAAAUGGAAACUUCUUGUAAUAACGAAGUAAGGCCCAAAAGAUCAAGAAGGAAACUGUACAAGCAAGAUAUAUCAUCACCUGUGAAUUUCCCAUCCCAAACGAUAAUAGAGAUGAGUGAAAAAGAAAGUGAUCAUUCAAUUAUGAAGAGGCGAUUACGUACAAGAACAGCUAAAAUGGCAAAGUGACCUUCAUCUUUAGAUACAUGAAAUUGUUUGUAUAUUUUUUUAAACUGCAAUCAUUGUACUUAUAUGAGGAAGUCUCAUCUGUUAGACUGUAUGUAUUAUGUUUGAUGUUUUUGAUUAACAUUGCACAUGUACAUAUUCUAAAUGCAUGUAAAUUAGUAACUCCAAUCCAUGCUGAACAACUGUUGGAGCAAUAAAUACCUGGAAAAAUAAUUUAAGAGAAUUCAGAUGAUUUAUAAUCAUUGAAAAUUUGAUUGAAUUUUUAAAAAAAUGCAUUUACCAUGUAUUUCCUUUUGAGGUUUGAGGAUCGGAUUAUUGUCUUCUCAUCUCUCCUGGAAAGGCAGUUUUGUGCAGCUUGUGACCAAGUAGCUAUUACCAGGUAGUCCCCCUUCACACCAACUGUGCAUUUCCUCAACUUACAAUGUUCAAUACUUGGACAAUAUAGAAAAAUAUUUAAUUUUUAAGGAACACUUUUUG
This is a messenger RNA of Hemiscyllium ocellatum (epaulette shark), 6018 nucleotides long. Its product is annotated as kinesin-like protein KIF20B. NCBI's taxonomy places the organism in Eukaryota, Metazoa, Chordata, Chondrichthyes, Orectolobiformes, Hemiscylliidae. Gene Ontology annotation, cellular component: nucleus; spindle microtubule. The record is from RefSeq and is a predicted model, not a curated record. The coding region runs from base 85 to 5544 and encodes 1819 amino acids. Gene Ontology annotation, molecular function: plus-end-directed microtubule motor activity; microtubule binding; ATP binding. Gene Ontology annotation, biological process: microtubule-based movement; mitotic spindle assembly. The transcript is spliced from 33 exons.